CCUAACAGCUUGACGCUUAUCACCAUACCUCUUUCAUCAUGAAGAAUUUCGGAUCCAUCUUAGCAUUCAUUGCUAUUUCUGCCACACUCGUUUCUUCUCGAGCUUUGCCAGAGAGCGAUUCUGAUCUUAUUGCUAGAGCACCAGUUCCAAAUGUAUUUGAGUUCUAUUCUCGAUCACCAAAAAACAAGCAAAAUGACGGCGACGACGACGGAGAUGACAAUGGAGACAACGAUACCGACGAUAACGACAGUGCUGCUAAUGCAACAACCAAUGUGAACGCCGCAGGUUCAACUGGAACUGGAAACAAAGGCAAGGGAAACAAGGGAAGUGCAAAGGAAACUGGUGGCGUAGCACAAGCAAGUGGUGCAGCGAAAGCAACUGGUACAAAGGCAAAUGGUGCAGCAAAGGCAACCGGCGCAGCAAAGGCAACCGGCGCAGCAAAGCCAAAUGGUGCAGAAGCAGCGGCAGCUACCUCAACGGCCAAGGCAGGCAAAGGUGAUGCCGAUCCCGCUGAUGCCACUGGUACUACUGGUGGUACCAAAGCUGCUUCGACCGGUACUGGAGACAAGAAGGGUAAAGGUGCUAAGGGGGCUGCUAAGCCUACGGGUGCUAGUGUAGCUUCCGGUGCUGCUGCGUCUGCGACCAACUAG
This is a messenger RNA of Botrytis sinoallii, 650 nucleotides long. RefSeq lists its product as uncharacterized. The transcript is spliced from 4 exons. NCBI's taxonomy places the organism in Eukaryota, Fungi, Ascomycota, Leotiomycetes, Helotiales, Sclerotiniaceae. The record is from RefSeq and is a predicted model, not a curated record. Bases 39 to 650 code for a protein of 203 amino acids.